AUGAAGAACGCGUCAACAAUCUGCUUACAUCGAGCUACGCCGAGCGCGCGACCACGCCACCUAGCGAGCGGACGUGGUACCUACCUCACUUCGCGGUCUGCAAUCCAGAGAAGCCGAAGACUGGUCCAUGACGCAGCGGCCACCUCACACGGCCGCAGCCUCAACGACAUGCUGCACGCGGGCCCAGAUUUCCUGCAAUCGCUACCCGGCGUCAUCAUGAAGUUUAGACAACACAGCAUCGCAGUCUCAGCUGACCUGAAAGAGAUGUUCAUGCAGAUCAAGAUACGCGAAGAGGACAGGGACGCCCUACGCUUCCUGUGGCGGGGCGACCGCCGCGACGGGGAACCAGAAGAGUACCGCAUGACGUCCGUCAUAUUCGGCGCGUCGUCAUCGCCGUGCACUGCCCUAUACAUAAAAAAUAGGAAUGCACGAGAACACGCCACUCAGUACCCGGAGGCUGCGCGAGCGAUCGAGCGAAAUCACUACAUGGACGACUAUCUGCAAAGCUUCAACACAAUAGAAGAGGCAAGACAAGUUACCAGAGACGUCGACUACGUGCACAAGCAAGCCCAGUUUCAACUGCGUGGGUGGGCCACAAACAAAAAAGAAGCAAUAAGUGACGUCGCGGACUCCGAAGAGCGAGAGGGAAGUACUGUCCCCAUCGGCGGGAGCGAGAUAGAAAAAACGCUCGGCCUGCUAUGGGACACGAACGAAGACAGUAUACGCUUUCGACUCAACACAAGAAGAGCUCAGCCAGAAGUGAUCGACGACCGCCGGCCUCCGACGAAAAGGGAAGCACUCAGCAUCAUAAUGUCGAUAUUUGACCCACUCGGCCUCAUAUCGCCCAUUACGACGCCGGCCAAGCGAAUCAUGCAAGAUACGUGGCAACAUAGCACGGGCUGGGACGAGACUAUACCGGAGGAGCUGCGCGCGCGUUGGAGUGACUGGCUACAACAAUUGCGAGACCUAGGUACCCUAAAAAUACCUAGGUGUUACGACGCUACGCCCGCCGCCGCCCGCGAGCUACACACGUUCGUCGACGCGAGUGAGGAAGCCUACGCCGCCGCAGUGUACUGGAGGAUGACGCGGGCCGACGGCUCAGUGAAAAUAGCCCUAGCCGCCGCCAAAAGCCGCGUCACACCUAGGAAGCCUAUCUCCAUACCUAGACUGGAGCUACAGGCGGCCGUCCUAGGCGUACGGCUAGCAAACACAGUGUUAGAAGAGCACGACUUCGAGAUCGCUUCGAAAACAUACUGGAGCGACUCCCGCACGGCGCUAGCAUGGAUACGCGCCGAGCCCCGCACAUUCAAGACGUUCGUGGCCCACAGACUCGCCGAGAUAGAAGAUCACACUAAGAAGAACGAGUGGCGAUGGGUACCGACAGCACACAACGUAGCCGACGACGCGACCCGCGCCACACCAGCUGACUUCGAUACGAGCCACAGAUGGUUCGUAGGCCCGUCCUUUCUGUACGAGCAAGAAGAGACCUGGCCCCGUGAGAAUAAGGUCGAAGUUCCCGUGACCGGUGAAGAAAAAGAAACGUGCGCCGCUGCAGUUACAGUGCCUCAAGAUAAACACGCGGCGAUACCUAAGUUCGAGCGCUUCUCUAAGUGGACGCGGCUAGUACGAGCGACCGCGCGCGUGCUACAGUUCAUCGACCUCGCGCGCCCGCGACCCAGUGAACCCGCCCGGCCCGCGACACAACUUAUCGCGGCCGCCAGGCGCAAACGGACGCGCGCGAAUGAGACGCAAGAUGGAGCCUGGAACAAGCGCACGACACAUACACGCGUGCCCGCCAGACCUGCCGCUGCACAGCCACAAGAAGAAAAGAAGUACUUAGUGUUAGAAGCUAAAUACCUAAACGACGCCGAGAAGCUGUUAGUGCGCGCCUCGCAAGAAGAUAGCUACGAGAAAGAGAGAGGGCGCAUAGCGAGCGACCGCGCGCCAGACAAGGACGACCGACUAGCCAAGCUGAGUGUUUACCUAGAUGAAGAUCGCAUUAUACGCCUACGAGGGAGAAUAGCGGCCGGCGAUAUUCAAGAGGAAACGGUGCGACCUAUAGUGCUACACGGGAAACAUCAUUAUACAAAAUUGUAUGUUUCGCACGUGCACGAGCAGCUACAUCACGGCGGCACCGAGAUAGUGGUCAACGAGCUACGACAGCGGGUACAUAUAGUGAAAAUACGGCCGACAGUGAAACAAGUGAUCGCCCAGUGCCCGAGGUGUCGAUUGCGGCGCGCGAAGCCCGCAGCCCCGUCGACCGGCGACCUACCGGCGGCGCGCCUAGCCCAUCACGUUAGGCCCUUUACGUUUACGGGCCUAGACUACUACGGGCCGCAAGAAGUGACAGUAGGCCGCCAUAGAGAAAAAAGGUACGUCGCGCUGUUCACCUGUUUGACGUCGAGGGCCGUACACCUGGAGAUGGUCGUCUCGCUGAGGACCGACUCAGCCAUCAACGCACUGCGCCGCUUCAUUGCCCGGCGCGGGUGCCCCACCGAACUAUGGAGUGACAACGGCACCGCCUUCCGAGGAGCCCACUGCGAGCUGACGGAGGCCAUGAGGGACGCCGCCCACGCGCGCCGCAUUAACUGGCGCUUCCUGCCCCCCGCCGCCCCAUUCAUGGCGGGCGUGUGGGAACGCAUGGUGCGCACGGUGAAGGAGGCCAUGAAGGCCACGCUGCACGAGAAGUACCCGAGCGACGAGACCCUGCAGACCCUGCUCGCCGAGGCGGAAGCGACCGUCAACUCCAGGCCCCUCACCUAUGUGGCCGUGGACCCCGAGGACCCGCCGGCCCUGACUCCGAACAUGAUCCUGCUCGGGCCAGACUGCUACUCACCUGCGCCUGGCACCUUUGAAGAGAGCGACACGAGCGCGCGACAACACUGGAAGCGCGCCCAGCAGCUGGCCGACACCUUCUGGCAGCGCUGGGUCCGCGAGUACGCGCCGCUACUCCAACACCGGCGGGAGCCCUACGAAGGCGGAGUUCCCCCGGCCGUCGGCGACGUCGUCAUCAUAUGCGACAACAACCUCCCCCGCAACACAUGGCCGCGUGGGAUAGUAACGAAGACGUACCCGGGCAAGGAUGGCGUAGUACGAGUCGUCGACGUCACCACCAGCCGGGGACACGUGCUGAGGCGGCCUACCAAGAAGAUCGUCGUGCUACCAGUAGGAUCGCAAGGCGACGGCGGGAGAAAUGUACACGACGCGGUAUAA
Messenger RNA from Cydia amplana, 3213 nucleotides. RefSeq lists its product as uncharacterized. Gene Ontology annotation, biological process: DNA integration. Bases 1 to 3213 code for a protein of 1070 amino acids. The record is from RefSeq and is a predicted model, not a curated record. NCBI's taxonomy places the organism in Eukaryota, Metazoa, Arthropoda, Insecta, Lepidoptera, Tortricidae. The transcript has a single exon. Gene Ontology annotation, molecular function: nucleic acid binding.